Messenger RNA from Symbiodinium natans, 2352 nucleotides. NCBI's taxonomy places the organism in Eukaryota, Dinophyceae, Suessiales, Symbiodiniaceae. The record is from the annotation of a GenBank genome assembly.
AUGGCGCGGAAACCUCGAUCAUUAGCGGCCAGAAAGCUGUUGAAGACAAGUUCCAAGACAGCACGUGCAGGUGCCACUGGUCUCGGAUCAACUUCUGCACAAAAGCUGGGUCCUCGAAGUCGAAGCGGUGUUUGGCCGCGGCCACUUCAGAUCGAGUACAACUGCGGCCUGCCAGCUGAAGACACAGAGAUCUUCGAGGAUCUUGGCUUGCCUGGACAUCAGAAGGUCGCCGAAACAGUCUUCGAAGAUCCGGAAGAGGCCAACAUUCGGCCUCGGCUUCUAGUUCCCCUGCAGUCUGUGCUCGGUCUUAAGGCUCUGUGUGAACGUGAGUACAUUCGUACGGAGACCGUGACUGAGAUGCUGAACCAGUGCCGCACGGCUUACUACAAGGAGCUGUUGUAUCUUCGAGAGCAACUGAUACUGGCAGCGGAGCCGGAGAAGCAAAUGCUGCUGGCAUCCGUUCAGAACUAUGAGGUCUAUUACUUCAAUCCGCCAGCUUAUGUUGACGAAGAUCUGAAAGAGUACAUGAUGAACUGCAGCCGAUGGACACACAAGAAGCUGAUCGAAGAGAACUAUGAGUUGCAAAUGAAGCUGGCAGGACAGGAGGAUGUUUUCGAGAAUGCAGACUUCUGCAUGAAAGGGCUCCUGCGCAGACACGGGACUUACCGGAUGUUCAAGGUCAUGCACAACAUCGUUAAAAAUGCUAAGGACCUCUUCAACCCUGAGGACAUGAUCCGAAAGAAGGAGACGGAGGGCCUCAAGCCGAUCGACGAGCUGCAGGCAGCUGUCAUCGAACUGUUCCCGAACCUCAAGGCCAAAGAAGACAACUCGGGCAUACUUCUGGCGGAGAUUGAGGAGCUCCAGAAGACUGUGACCGACCUUAGAGCAGAACUGGCCAAGGUGAAGGAUCUCUUGGAGAAAGAAAGGAGCCGGGCGGACAGCCUGAAUCGAAAGUGCGAAGAGCAGAUGAAGCUCCUUAAAGUGGAGGAGGUCGAAGUCGUCAAGCAGGUGGACAAUGAAGACACGUUGACGGAGUUGAAGAAGCUUAAGGACCUCAAGCAGCGCCUUGAAGAGGAGGCCCAGGCGCAGGCAAAACGCUUGCGCAAGCAAUUGGACGACUUUGCCAAAGCGAAGUCCCUGCAGACAGGAAGCUCCAAGGCGGAUGCAAGUAAGCUUGUGCCGAAAUUGGAUGAGGCAGUCUCCGAUGCGGAGCAGCUCUUCAAAGCGAUUGCUAACCUCCCGGCCCAGGUGGUGAAAGUCCAGGGCACCAAGGAGGUGGGCUCCAGAAGUGGUGAAGAAAGUGCCAUGAAGGAGAUCCAGCAGCUGCAGCAAGAGAUUGAGGCUUUGAAAGCCAAGCUUGCGGCUGCCGAGAGGAGGGAGCAGGAUGCCUUACAGAAGCUGAAGGAGCUGCAGAGCAGACCGGGCCAGGUUGUCAAGUCCGAGUCGACAGGACCUGGUAUGCCAGAGGACUACGAGGAACUCAAAACUCGCCUCGAGCGGAAGCUCGCAAGGAUCGCCGAGUUGGAAGCUGACUUGGACCAGGCGAAGCGAGACCUGCGAGCUGCAAACCGCAAGGUGGAAGAGCAGGAGUUGCUACUUCAAGAGAAGGCGAGGAAAGAUGCGGAGAAGGCCAAACAGAUGUCCGACCUUAUGGAAAAGCUGCGAAAGUCAGAAGAGGAGGCCGAGCAGCUUGGGGGCAAGUUGUACAACGCCCAAGAGAAAAUAAAGAAGCUGAAAGAAGAGAUUCGGGAGCUGAAGAACAAGUUGGGCAUGGAAGUGAAAGAAAGCGAUGGGGAAGAAGAGGAGGAAGCUAACACUGGGGCCAGUUUUAUGAGCCGCUACUACCUCCGAGCGAAAAACAGUGGAAAGCCACGAUGGAUGCUGCUCAGCGAGGAUGCAAAGCUGAAAAGCCAGAGGACGGAGCACAUCCAGAACCAAGCACACCAGCAUGUUAGCAGCAACUUUCAGGCCGCCAACGCAUUGCAGUUUCUCAGGCGUGCUCCAUCAUCCAACGAGGGUCAGAGGCCUCGUGGAGUACGCCUGCAAUACGGCAACACGCAGGAGUGGUAUUCUCCUGACAGUGGCAUGGGAGAUGGCACCCCAGCCUACAGUGGAGGAUUCAGCAGGCAGGGCAGCUUCCACAUGGGCCACAAUUUCACAGAUGGCUCUGCCGCAAGCCCUGGUGGCCCUCGGUUCCUGGCCACACAGGGAUCAGGGAACUUUUAUGGAGACGCGUCACCUCAACAGUCUUUCCAGCACAGCUUCAGCAGGCAAGGGACAGCCAGCUUGGCGGGCUUGGGGGGCUUCGGCGGCAUGGGCGCUCGUGCUCCAGGCGCAAGAACCGGGGCCUGA